AUGUCAUCCCGAGGCCCUACCGCCGGCGCCCGCGGUAUGAACAACCGCUUUGCUCAGUUCAAGCUCGUUCUUCUUGGUACGAGGCCCAUGUUCCCAGCUCACCAGUCUCCCCCUACUAACAGUGUGUCUCUAGGCGAAUCCGCCGUAGGAAAGGAUCAAUUUGACUCUUUCAGGGAGUCCACCAUCGGCGCCGCAUUCCUGACACAAACCAUCUCCCUCGAUGAGAACACCACAGUCAAGUUCGAAAUUUGGGAUACUGCCGGACAGGAGCGUUACAAAUCCCUCGCCCCUAUGUACUACCGCAACGCAAACUGCGCCGUCAUUGUCUACGAUAUUACGCAAUCCACAUCACUAGACAAAGCCAAGGCGUGGGUGAAGGAACUUCAGCGUCAGGCCAAGGAGGAUAUCAUCAUCGCCUUGGCUGGAAACAAGCUUGAUUUGGUUACCGAACAGCCCGAUAAGCGUGCCAUCCCCACCGCCGAUGCCGCGGCCUACGCCCGAGAGGCGAAUCUCUUAUUCUUUGAAACCUCAGCGAAAACGGCCGAGAACGUUCGCGAGCUAUUCACUGCCAUUGCUAAGGAGCUUCCUCUAGACCAAGCUGGGCCUCGACAUACUCGUCCCGGUCAGCGAUCCGGCGUCAGUCUGGCUCCCGAAACUGCCAACACCAACGUGAGCGGGCCAUGCAGCUGUUAA
Metarhizium acridum CQMa 102 is the source of this 693-nucleotide messenger RNA. The record is from RefSeq and is a predicted model, not a curated record. NCBI's taxonomy places the organism in Eukaryota, Fungi, Ascomycota, Sordariomycetes, Hypocreales, Clavicipitaceae.